Messenger RNA from Oldenlandia corymbosa var. corymbosa, 1554 nucleotides. NCBI's taxonomy places the organism in Eukaryota, Viridiplantae, Streptophyta, Magnoliopsida, Gentianales, Rubiaceae. The record is from the annotation of a GenBank genome assembly.
AUGUACGGCUUUAAUUUUAACCGCAGCACCAGCACCACCGUCAGCCCCGGAGGAGGAACUGCCGGAGUAGGAGUAAGAUCCCUCGCCGCCGGCGACUUUUAUCUGAACUCUGUCAGCCCGACAUUUCUGCAAUCUUAUUCCUCCCGUUUACUUUCCUCGUCGGCCAUGCUACUCACGGGCGCCGCGGACGACGACAAUUAUUCGGCUGCUGCUUCUAAAAUCCCUGACCUCAAUUUCCCUUCCCCAGAAGCAGCAGCCGCCACCCGCCAUCGAUCCACCUCUUCAUGGCCUGGUCUCUCCGGGGUUGACAGCGUGGCAGCACUUGGCUCUAGUGCUACUGAGCAGCUUCUUGCUAACCUUAAGCGUUCCUCUUCCGAAUCACUCUAUCAUCAGACUCUUUUUGGUGCCCAUAACACUCUUGGGCAAACUGAAGCCUGGUUUUCCACAAACCAUUUAGUCAAGCGUCCUAGAUUCGACGGUUCAAGUGGUUUGCCCAUUUAUCCCCAGAGGCCAGGAGAGAAGGAUUGUGCCCAUUACAUGCUCACAAGAACAUGUAAGUUUGGAGAUAGCUGCAAGUUUGAUCAUCCUAUUUGGGUUCCGGAAGGCGGAAUCCCAGAUUGGCAAGAGGUUCAAGUAAGUUCAACUGAAUUGUUUCCACAAAGACCUGGGGAGCCAGAUUGUCCGUUUUUCCUGAAGACUCAAAAAUGCAAGUUUGGGACCAAGUGCAAAUUCAACCACCCAAAAAAAAUCAAUCUUGCUACAUUACCUGAAAGACCUACAGAGCCUCCAUGUGCAUUCUAUAUGAAGACAGGAAUAUGCAAAUUCGGUGCUGUGUGCAAAUUUCAUCAUCCAAAAGAUAUACAGUUACCAGGUGCUAUACAAGAAAACAACAAUAGUGAUCUGAGGUAUAAUAAUGGAACCAACGGUGAUUUGAAGCCUAUCACUCCAGCUUUAAUGCACAACACAAAAGGACUUCCCAUUAGAUUGGGGGAAGUUGAUUGCCCCUUCUACCUGAAAACUGGGAGUUGUAAAUAUGGUCAAACUUGUCGCUUCAAUCAUCCAGACAGAAAUUCAAUCAAUCCACCUGCCGCUGCUGUUGACGCAGCUAUUAUAGCUUCUCCUGCACAACAUUUAAGCAUUGGUUUUGUAAAUCCAGCUGCAUCAAUCCUCCAGAAUUUUGCCCCAAGAUUGACGCAAACAACGCUUGAGUUGGCUGCCGCUGUAUACCCGCAACGACCUGGAGAGUUAGAAUGUGAUUUCUUUAUGAAAACUGGGGAGUGCAAAUUUGGGCAAAGGUGCAGAUUUCAUCAUCCCAUUGAUCGUACUGCUCCAACGAUGGCAUCUGCAUUAAAGGAAAUUCAGCUGCAGCAGAAUCUCAAUCUCACAGGUUUACCUAGGAGAGAGGGUGCCAUCCGCUGUCCUUAUUAUAUGAAGACCGGAACAUGCAAAUAUGGUAGGGGUUGCAGGUUUGACCAUCCACCUCCUGGUGAGGUGAUGGCUUCGAUGGCGACAACAACGCGAGGGGCUUCAACAUCUUCUUCCAGUGGAGGGUAA